GGACCGAAGGAGCAAUGCGCUCAUAUUUUAUAAUGUUACGGUUUUAUAUGUGUCCUCAAUAAUAUGUGGGAAUGGUUCUAUGGGAAUCAUACCUGCAAUGAUGGAUUUCAGAAUUUUUCAGUGCAUUAUGUCAAUUGGAAUUAAUCUUUUAUAACGGACCAAGGAUGACAAAGAGAAAGGGAUGUCGAGACUGGAGAUGGCUGGCGCUUUGGUGGCAUCAUUUCUUUCUCUUGUGGAGUACAAUAGCCGGACAAACUCGUUACAGCAUUCCAGAAGAACUAAAACAGGGCUCUGUUGUAGGAAAUCUUGCCAAAGAUCUGGGUUUGGGAUUAUCUGAAAUUUUUGACCGUAAACUGCGUGUUGCCUCUGAUGCUGGUAAGCAGUAUUUCAGCAUGGAUGCGGGGAAGGGCGAGCUGGUGGUGAAUGACAGAAUAGACAGAGAGGCUUUGUGUGGACAAAGCGCCAGCUGUGUGUUACCUCUGCAAGUAGUUGUUGAAAAUCCUUUACAGUCUCAUCGAAUUGAGGUGGAAAUAAGAGACAUAAAUGACAAUACUCCUAGUUUUCUUACCCAAGAAAUUAAUCUUAAAAUACCAGAGUCAGUUGGUCCCGGCAGACGUUUUCCUUUAGAAAAUGCAGAGGACCCCGAUGUUGGGAGCAAUUCUUUGAAAACGUAUACUUUAAGCAAAAACGAUCAUUUUUCAUUGAAAUUCAAGGACACAACGAGUGGUAAAGCUGUCCCAGAAUUAGUGUUAGAGAAACCCUUAGACCGCGAGAAAAACGCUUUCCAUCAGCUGCUGUUGACAGCUUUAGAUGGAGGAACCCCAGUCACAUCGGGAACAUGUAAAAUCACAAUUACUGUACUUGAUAAUAAUGAUAACUUUCCAGUGUUUAGUGAAAACGAGUACAAGGUUGUUCUAAAGGAGAAUAUCACCACGGGGACGUUUCUAGUUAAACUUACAGCAACAGACGCCGACGAUGGGCUUAAUGGUGAAGUUAGAUAUUCUUUCGGGUCCCGCACUCCUGACUCAGUGUUAUCAACAUUUGCAAUCAAUGUGGAAACAGGAGAAAUUAUAUUAAAGGGCCCAUUAGAUUAUGAAAGUAAUAAAUAUUACCUUAUUGAUAUAACUGCUAAAGACAGAGGGGUUCCCGAAAUGGAGGGUCACAGUCGUGUGCAGCUCGACAUAGAGGAUAUAAACGAUAACGCUCCGGAGAUUGUGCUAACUUCGGAUCCUAGUCCUGUACCCGAGGACGCACGGAGUGGCACAGUCGUGGCACUGAUCAGUGCAAGAGACCUGGACUCCGGUGAAAAUGGCAAAGUGACCUUACAUCUUUCCAAAAGUUUCCCGUUCGCUCUGAAACCUUCGUUUUCUAAUAAUUAUGAAUUGAUUACCAGCGGUCCUUUAGACCGAGAGAGAUCUUCAGAGUAUAAUAUAGAAAUCAAAGCCACUGAUUCAGGUAACGGAUCGGGGAUGACAAAGAGAAUGAGAUACCAAGACUGGAGAUGGCUGGCUCUUUGGUGGCAUAAUUUCUUUCUCUUGUGGAAUACAAUAGACGGACAGACUCGUUACAGUAUCCAAGAGGAGCUAAAACAGGGCUCUGUGGUAGGAAAUCUUGCCAAAGAUCUGGGUUUGGCAUUAUCUGACAUUUUUGACCGCAGGCUGCGUGUCGCCUCUCAGGCUGGAGAGCAGUAUUUCAGUGUGGAUGCGGGGAAGGGCGAGCUUGUGGUAAAUGACAGAAUAGACCGAGAGGCUUUAUGUGGACAAAGCGCCAGCUGUGUGUUACCUUUACAGAUAGUUCUUGAAAAUCCUUUAAAUUUACAUCGAAUUGAGGUCGAAAUAAAAGAUAUGAAUGAUAAUUCUCCAAGCUUCCAGACAAAGGAGCUGUCUUUGAAAAUUGCGGAGUCGGCAGCAGUGGGAACUCGAUUUGUUUUGGAAAGCGCAGAGGAUGCAGACGUUGGGAGUAAUUCAGUAAAAUCCUACACGUUGACUAAAAACGAGUGUUUUACAUUGAAAAUGAAGGAAGUUGAAGAUGGCAAAGCAGUGCCCGAGUUAGUAUUAGAGAAACCUCUUGAUCGAGAGAAGAAGGCCAUUCAUCAGCUACUGCUGACGGCAUUAGAUGGGGGUAACCCAGUAUUGUCUGGUACCUCACAAAUAACAAUCACAGUGCUAGACGUCAAUGACAAUUUUCCAAUGUUUGAAAAAAACACGUAUAAAGUUUCUUUACAGGAAAAUACUGCACAAAAUACAUUUGUAGUUAAAAUUGCGGCGACGGAUGCUGACGAGGGGCCAAACGGAGAAGUUGAAUUCUCUUUUGGUUCGCGGACUCCAGAUUCCGUGUUGUCACUAUUUGAAAUCAACCCACUAACUGGAGAAAUACAUUUGAAAGGAGACCUAGAUUAUGAAAAAGCAUCGUCCUAUAAAAUUGAAAUUACGGCAAGAGAUAAGGGUGUUCCGGAAAUGGAAAGUCACUGUCGUCUACAGAUAGAUAUUGUGGAUGUAAAUGACAACACUCCAGAAAUUGUUCUCACCUCUGAACCGCAGCCAGUUCGCGAAGAUGCAGCUAGUGGCACAGUUGUGGCUUUGCUCAAUGCACGUGAUGCUGACUCCGGUAAUAAUAGUAAAGUAACACUGAGAGUACCUAAAGGCUCUCCUUUCACUCUGAAACCAUCAUUUUCUAAUAAUUACGCGCUGGUUACAAGCGGUCCUUUAGACCGAGAGAGUUUCCCAGAGUAUAAUGUAGAAAUCACAGCCACUGAUUCAGGCUCUCCUCCCUUGACCAGUAAAAAUAUCAUACCUGUUAUUAUCACUGAUGUUAAUGAUAACCCUCCUGUAUUCACUCAACGAAAUUAUAAUGUGUAUUUAAAAGAGAAUGGAGUACCAGGCUCUAUCCUGUACUCAGUAUCAGCAUCUGACCUGGAUCUCAACACUGAUGGACCUAUAAAGUACGUGGAGGUCCUGGGAGGAGACAUGCUGUCUCAGAGUCAGUCCUUCAGGUCCUGUAUGUCUCCGAUGUCAGAGUACAGCGAUUUCACUCUGAUCAAACCCAGCAGCACCACAGACUUUAAGGAGGUGAUUAGUGUCCUGGAUGCUUCUUUGCCCGACAGCACCUGGACCUUUGAGAGCCAGCAGGUGAGGCGAAAAUUGAAGAAAUAA
Molecule: messenger RNA, 3152 nt
Organism: Pundamilia nyererei
Lineage: Eukaryota; Metazoa; Chordata; Actinopteri; Cichliformes; Cichlidae
Product: protocadherin gamma-B2-like
Exons: 4
Coding region: 165-3152 (995 amino acids)
Biological process (GO): homophilic cell-cell adhesion
Cellular component (GO): plasma membrane
Molecular function (GO): calcium ion binding
Source: RefSeq, a predicted model, not a curated record